Exophiala spinifera is the source of this 600-nucleotide messenger RNA. RefSeq lists its product as uncharacterized. The coding region runs from base 1 to 600 and encodes 199 amino acids. NCBI's taxonomy places the organism in Eukaryota, Fungi, Ascomycota, Eurotiomycetes, Chaetothyriales, Herpotrichiellaceae. The transcript has a single exon. Gene Ontology annotation, cellular component: mitochondrion. The record is from RefSeq and is a predicted model, not a curated record.
AUGUCGUGGUUCACAUCGAUCUUCUCCUCGGGGAAGACAGCACCAAGUCCUCCACCUACCGAGACAUCAACGCUAGACAAACGAAUCCUUGAGGAACCUGCCACGAAGUCUGAACCCGCAGCCGAAACUCCCAGCCCGCUAAGGUCUCCCACAACUGCCGAGCGGCAGGACAGAGGAAAGGUCAUCUUAGGCGCCGGGAUCGCUUUCUUCGCAGUGUCUCUUCUCAUCACACGGAGAGCAUUCGCUCGAAAACGGCUGGCCGCAAAUCCUGCAUUCUAUGCGAACUCUCCAGCUCAUCAGGCGGAGCAGGCGAAGAAAGUCAGUGGUGCCAUGGAAGCCUUGGAAGCAUUGAACAUUGCCACCAUCAAUGUUCUGAGCAUGUCCAUGAUAGCAACUGGAGGGACGAUGUGGUAUUUUGGCAUCAACAACAUGGCCGAUGCGCGACGUGUGCUGAGAGGGGGUUUAGGUGUCGAUGGUACUGGCAAGACUGAAAAGGAGGCGGAGGAAGACUUUGAGGAAUGGAUGGCGACUGUCCUCGCCAGGAAAGAGUCCAAAGGUCCACAGCAACCGCAAACCAAUGAAAGAGGCCAGCCCAGAUAA